This is a messenger RNA of Nerophis lumbriciformis (worm pipefish), 5598 nucleotides long. The record is from RefSeq and is a predicted model, not a curated record. NCBI's taxonomy places the organism in Eukaryota, Metazoa, Chordata, Actinopteri, Syngnathiformes, Syngnathidae.
AUGGAGCGCCGUUUGUCGUGGCCAUUUGUCCUGGUCACCGCGGCAAGUGUGUUCCUCUGCGCCUCCUGCAUCAAGAAUCCAGAGUUCCCCUCCGACACGCUUAUCAACAAUGUGGUCCAAGACCCUCGCACGGGAAGACUCUACGUGGGCGCCGUCAACGCCCUCUACCAACUGUCCCCCGACCUGCAGACGGAAGGCCGAGUAGAGACCGGGCCCCGCCGGGACAACAGGCAGUGCACGCCGCCCAUCACGGACGCCUGCGAAGACGCGGUGGACACGGACAACCACAACAAGCUUCUCCUAGUGCACGCCGGCCAGGAAAGGCUGGUGGUUUGCGGUAGCAUCUUCAGGGGCAUCUGCUCGCUCAGGAACCUUAGCAACGUGGAGCACGUUGUCUACUUCAGCGACAAUAAGGGCGAGAAGUCCUAUGUGGUGAGCACUGAGGAGAGCGUCUCCGUGGUGGGAGUCAUGUCCUACUUCACCAAGGACAGAGACAACUUCACAGUCUUCCUGGUCGCCAAAGGCUACGGCAGCCACGACAGCACCAAGCUGAUCUCCACCCGCAUCCUGAAGGAUUACGGCGAAUGGAACAUCUUCGAGAACAUCGUCGAGGCCUCGGCCGUGCAGGCCAACCCCUUCGUGCAGCGCUACCUACACGACUUUCGUUUCGCCUUUAAGGACGGCCCCUUCCUCUACUUCCUGUUCUCGCGCACCCUCGGCGUGCAGGACACCAAGAAUUUUACCUUCAUCUCACGGAUGUGCGAGGGCGACCAGAGCUACUUCUCUUACACCGAGCUUCAGCUCAACUGCAGCACGGCAAACAAGUUCAAUAAAGUCCAGGCCGCAUACGUCACGACGCCGGGCGAGGUUUUGGCUCAGAACUUGACCAGAUCGGGCCAGUACGGACCAGUCCUGGCCUCUGACAAGGUUCUUUUUGUCACUUUCACAUCUGACGAAGACCCAACCAGCUCGGCCAUGUGCAUGUACCCUGUGCGCGCCAUAAACACGAAGCUGCUGGAGAUCAUCGGCGCCUGCUACAGCAACAGAGGCCUUAUCAACGACAAACCGGCCGUCUACUCACCAUACUCUACCAAAUCCAGCGGCGUGUGCAGCAACACCAAUCAGCACAACAUGGUGCAGAAGUACAAGUGCGGCGCCGAGUUCCUGCCGUCGCCAUUGGCCAGCAAAGCCGACGUGGCCCUAGUGGCCGAGCCCUCCCUGGUGCGCAAGGGGGUCUUGACCGCAGUAGCCGUCGCAGUGGAGACGGGGCACGCCGUGGCCUUCCUGGGCACUGCUAACGGAGAGGUGCUCAAGUUGCAUCUGUCGGCCCACCCCGAGGUUUACGGCCACGCGUCUGGCGAAGUGACGGGCGACAAAGUGAACAAGGAUCUCCUGCUGGAUCCUCAGCUGCAGCACUUGUACAUCACCAGCGAAAAAAAGAUCACCAAAGUCCCUGUGCAGUCGUGCCACCUGAAGACCGAUUGCCAGGCUUGCAUGGCCCUCAAGGAUCCGUACUGUGGCUGGUGUGUGCUGGAGGGAAGGUGCACCAGGAAGCACGAGUGCAGCAGGUGGACGGAGGAUCACACGUGGCUGUGGUCCCCCAAUCAGCAGUGCGUGGAGAUCCGGGCCUUUGACCCUCCCAACCUCAGUUGUCGCAAGACGCAGCAGGUGGACAUCAGCGUUCCGACUCUGCCUAGACUCCGACAGUCCGAUCAACUGCGCUGCCUGUUCGGCGCGUGGCCCAGUCGCGCCGUGGCGUUGGGCAGCCCGGCCGUCGUCACCUGUUCCCUGCCUGACCCUGCGGAGAUUCCCCCAGCUCCUGUGCAACAAGACUACGUGUCUGUGCCGGUGCAAAUCCUAGUGAACGACAACAUCGUGGUGACGUCCGGAGAAUUUCACUUUUACGACUGUGCCGCAACUGUCAGGAAGAAUCCCAACACGCCGUGUAUUUCGUGCGUGACCAGCGAGUGGGGCUGUCAGUGGAACGCCCGGGAGCACCGAUGCAGCGACGCGGACGAAGCGCCGGACGAAAGUCACAUCGUCAAACCUCAACAGCCGGAGCGCUGUCCUCAGUUCGAGUCGCCGGAGCCGUCCCUGAUCCCCGUCGGAUUCGAGGUUCCCAUCAGCUUCCGGGGGAGAAACCUCGACAUCUACUCGGGUCGCAGGUUCGUGAUGGGCACGGAGCUAAUGAAGCAAGCGGAGGAGGAGGUGACGCAAGAGCAAAGCGGAUCAGACUUUAAAUUCCGAGGCUUCAAGUUUUCAUACAACAAGCAGCAGGAGGUCAAUGUUUCCUUCCACGUCAUCGAACGGGACACCGAGCGCAAGAUUGACAGCACGCUCACAGUGGUUUUGUACAACUGCUCUGUGGCCAAAGAAGACUGCAGUUUGUGCAAACACGCCGACGCCAAGUACGACUGCGUGUGGUGCGCCGCCUUGCAGUCGUGCGUCUACCGAGGGUCGUGCCCCACCCCGCCGCUCGCCUUGUGUCCCAAGCCGCAGAUAACUGACAUUGUCCCUCGCUUCGGGCCACUCAACGGUCGCAUCUCAGUGACCAUCAAGGGUUCCAACAUGGGCGUUAAGAAGGAGGACAUUCGGAGGAUCAGCGUGGCUGGUGUUGAGUGUCAACACCUGCAAGACAAGUACUCUGUCUCCACCAGUGUCGUGUGCGAGAUCGGUCCGGCCAAGCGGACGCCACCGUCGGACCUCCCCGUGGAGCCCAGCAAUAGCGGAGUGGUGGAGGUGGAAGUGGAAGGCGGGCGGACGGGAAGGUCGCAGGUGGUCUUUACGUAUCGGGACCCACACCCAGAUGCCGUGCAUCCCGGGAAAGGUCCGGCCGCCGGCGGGACCGUCAUCACCAUUACCGGUCGAGACCUGGACACGGCCUCUAAAGAGGAUAUUGCCGUCUCAGUGGGCGGAGUACCGUGUCAAGUGCUUUCGUUCGGCGAGUCCAUCACAUGCAAGACGGGUCCGUAUCCUGGCCAGAAGGUUCCUUCGGAGCCGCUGGCGGUCAAGGUCAACUAUGGGCGCAACACCAGCAAAGAGGUGUUAACCGCCUUCCAGUACGCCGACAACCCCAAGAUCGCCGACUACGCCCCCAAGUCCAGCUUCGUCUGUGGCGGGCGAAGGAUCGUGGUGACGGGAAACGGUUUUGACUUGAUCCAGAGGGCCAGUUUGAAGGUCGUGCCUGCCACGGAUGAGUUCUCACAGGACGAUGCGCCCGGCGAGCUGUUCGUCCAGGCACUGAGCAAAAACGACAGCGUGUUGCAGUUCCUGUCACCGGCGGUAAAUUGGAGCGACGGUCGCCCGCUGCGUGCCGUGGUGCAGCUGGACAAUGUAAAAGAGGAGCUCAAGGCCUUUACGUACCACCCGAACCCGUCCUUCAACGAGCUCUCUAAGACGGUCAUCACUGAGACCAGCGUCAUCAUCGUCAACGGUCGAGGCUUUGCCAAGGCCAUGACGGCCGUGGAGGCUCAGGCGUUUGUCGGGGACGCUUCCUGUAAUGUCAGCAUACUUCAGGACGACAAGUUGAUCCUGGACCCGCCUUCGUCUCGGCCCCGAGCUCGAUCCAAGCGUCAACGCAGAGACGCGGCCAGCGAGCCUCUAGAACUUGUGGUGAAGUUCGGCCACGGCGAGUGGAAAGUGGGUUCUGUGUACUACGCCGGGAAGGAAGACAUCCCUCUAGCUAUCAUCAUCCCCGCCGUCAUCGUGCCCAUGCUGGCCUUUAUCGCCGUGUCCGUGUACUGCUACAGGAGGAAAAGUCAGCAGGCUGAGCGAGAGUACGAGAAGGUCAAGCACCAACUGGAGAACUUGGAGGAAAGCGUCAGGGAUCGCUGCAAGAAGGAGUUCACCGAUCUGAUGAUCGAGAUGGAGGACCACACCAGCGAGCUGAGCGAGGCGCGCAUCCCAUUCCUAGACUACAAGACGUACACGGAGCGCAACCUCUUCCUGCCUUCCAAGGACGGCAGCGGCGUCGCCGUGCUGACGGGACGCGUGCACGUGCCCGUGUCCCGCCGGGCCGUCGUGACUCGGGCCCUCAACCAGUUCUCCAACCUGCUCAACAGCAAGCCCUUCCUCAUCAAUUUCAUACACACGCUGGAGAGCCGUCCCGACUUCAACGCACGAGCGCGUGGCGAUUUCGCCUCCCUCCUGACGGUGGCGCUUCAUGGCAAGCUGGUCUACUUCACCGACAUCACACGGACGCUCCUCCUGGAGCUCAUGGACGAACACGUUCACAACAAGCACCCCAAGCUCAUGCUCAGGAGGUCGGAAACCGUGGUGGAGAGGAUGCUGUGUAACUGGAUGUCCAUCUGCCUCUACCAGUUCCUAAGGGACAGCGCCGGUGAGCCGUUGUACAAGCUGUUCAAGGCGCUCAAGCACCAGGUGGAGAAAGGCCCGGUGGACGCCAAGGUCAAGAAGGCCAAAUACACGCUGAACGACACGGGGCUGCUGGGAGAUGACGUGGAGUACUCCGUGCUGACGCUUCAGGUGUUGGUGCACGGGGAAGGCCCGGAUGUCACGCCUGUUAAGGUCCUCAACUGUGACACCAUUUCUCAGGUAAAGGAGAAGAUCAUCGAUCAAGUGUACAGAAAUCUGCCGUACUCACAGAGGCCAAAAGUGGAGAAUGUGGCACUGGAGUGGCGUCCCGGCUCUACGGGUCAAAUUCUGUCAGACCUGGACCUGACGUCACAGAAAGAAGGACGCUGGAAGAGACUCAACACUUUGGCUCAUUACAACGUUCGGGACAACGCCACGCUGGUUCUCUCCAAGGUUUUGCACUCGCAGUCCGUCCACCAGCACCAGGACAGCAACGAAGAGCGAAACGCCCUCCUGGAGGAAGACAACACAUUCCACCUGGUGCGAGCGACCGACGAGCUGGACGAGGUCAAGUCCAAGCGAGGCAGCGUCAAGGACAAGUCCAUGACCAAAGCCAUCACCGAGAUCUACUUGACACGCCUGCUUUCCGUCAAGGGCACGCUGCAGAAAUUUGUGGACGACUUCUUCGGCAGCAUCCUGCGCUCCAGCGCCGCCGUGCCGCCCGCCAUCAAGUACUUCUUCGACUUCCUGGACGAGCAGGCGCUUCGGCACGACAACGUGGACGAGGAGACGUUGCACGUCUGGAAGACCAACAGUUUGCCGCUGCGCUUUUGGGUGAACAUCCUGCGCAACCCUCACUUCAUCUUCGACGUGCACGUGACGGAGGUGGUGGACGCCUCACUUCACGUCAUCGCGCUCAUGUUCAUGGACGCCUGCACUAAGACGGAACACAAACUCAGCCGGGAGUCGCCCAGCAAUAAGCUUCUCUACGCUAAAGAAAUCUCCACCUACAAGAAGAUGGUGGACGAUUACUACAAAGGAAUCCGACAGAUGGUUCCCGUCAGCGACCAGGACAUGAACACGUACCUCGCAGAGGUGUCCAGGCAACACACGGACGAGCUGAACACGCAGCAGGCCCUACACCAACUCUACCAAUACGCCAGCAAGUACUACGACGUGAUCAUCCAGUCUCUGGACGAAGACCCGGCCGCUCAGAGCGGCCAGCUAACGCUCAGACUCCAGCAAAUUGCCGCCGAUCUGGAGGACAAAGUCACGGAUCUCUGA